Messenger RNA from Cylicocyclus nassatus, 620 nucleotides. NCBI's taxonomy places the organism in Eukaryota, Metazoa, Nematoda, Chromadorea, Rhabditida, Strongylidae. The record is from the annotation of a GenBank genome assembly.
AGCUUGUCUGAUGUCCAAAUAUCUCUACAAACAAUAUGUCCGACUAGUGACAAAGUGGCCCAAAGACGAAUACAAAAGUGCUGAGAGAAAUCUGUCGGUUUUUUUGAUCAAGGAAGUGGAGCGACAGUUCAGAACUGACACAUCAACUUUUGAUGCUGGGCUUUGUGAGAGGCGACUACGCGCACUCGAACAAAUAAGUGAGAAUCAGACGGCAAAGCUAUUUCCUCAUCAGUACAAGUCUGGAAUGUUUGGUCUGACAUUGCAGCAGCUACAGGAAACGAGCACUGAGGAAAAUCGUCGCCAGAUUGGGCUGGGCAGAGAGGGACUACUAAAAAGGAUCUGGAAAGCCGUUUUUCCUCCCAAACCCAAAGAUGCGUCCGUCUAAUCGUCGCCUCUACUGCGAAUACCGUCCCUCUUAUAUUCGCCCGUCUGUAAGGGAGCCUUACUACCCAGUACUCGAUCCGCUGUCAGAUCGGAACCUUACUUCUCGAUCUUACCGGCCUAGGUCUUCUUCCUACCACAGAUACUGCACUUCUACAGAAAUGUAUUCAUCAAAAUCGAGCGAGUCGCUUUCGACGACAACGCUUGAAGUUUAUACUGUCAAUAAAGGUUAGCGUAUA